AGGAUUGAGGACCAGAAGCAACAACAGAAAUGGUAGCAGCAGCAGUGAGAGUGAACUCACUAAAGCCAUUGACAUGUACUCCAUUUCCAUCUUCUAGCUUCAAUUGGCCAUGGUCUUUUGUAUCUAUUCCAAGAAAACAUUCAAGAUUAAGACCCUUAUUGAGUCAAAUUUCAGCUAUUGAAGGAAAGCCACAAAGAAUGACCAAAGUCAUUGACUCACAUUUACAUGUCUGGGCAUCCCCACAAGAGGCUGCAGAAAAGUACCCCUAUUUUCCUGGUCAAGAACCUAGUUUGACUGGUCAUGUCGAUUUCCUGCUGGAGUGUAUGGAAGAAGCAGGUGUGGAUGGAGCAUUUAUUGUUCAGCCCAUUAAUCAUAAGUUUGAUCAUUCUUAUGUUACGAGUGUGCUGAAGAGGUUACCUUCCAAAUUCAUCGGUUGUUGCCUCGCAAAUCCAGCAGAAGAUGGGAGUGGGAUAAAGCAUCUUGAAGAUCUGGUUUUAAAGGAUGGUUAUCGUGCUGUUCGCUUUAAUCCGUAUCUUUGGCCUUCUGGUGAAAAGAUGACAAAUGAAAUUGGGAGGGCACUAUUCUCAAAGGCUGGAGAGCUUGGAGUGCCAGUCGGUUUCAUGUGUAUGAAGGGUCUGCAUUUGCAUUUGCAAGAAAUUGAGGAGCUAUGCACGGAAUUUCCCUCAACUGUAGUUUUGCUUGAUCAUCUGGCUUUUUGUAAGCCUCCAAAAAAUGAUGAAGAAAGACGAGGUUUCUCAGAACUGUUAAAACUUUCAAGAUUCCCACAGGUAUAUGUGAAAUUUAGUGCUUUGUUCAGAGUGUCAAGAAAUCCAUAUCCAUAUGAGGACUUAUCUCAAGUUCUUUCCCAACUAGUCUCCAGUUAUGGUGCACAUCGUAUCAUGUGGGGAAGUGAUUUCCCCUUUGUUGUUACCGAAUGUGGGUAUAAAGAAGCAAGAGAAGCGGUUUCUUAUCUUGCUAAGCAGGGACAUUUACCUCCUUCUGCCACGGAGUGGAUCAUGGGUAAAACAAUUAUGCAGCUCUUUGACGGAAAAUGGAGUUCUGUAGCAAAUUGAAUACGAAAACUUGACAACUAGAAAUACCAGGUUAGAUGUCUUUCAAACAUGUCUUUGAACCCUUAAUUGUACUUGAACAGAACAAAGGAGACAAGCUUUGCAAGCAUUAGUGCAAUAAACUAUGGAUCCGAAGCUUUACCUACGUGUUCAUGAGAAUCCAAUAACUUUUGUUCAUACACUGUAUAUGUAAUAAAAAGUUACCAAAUAUUUGAAUUUUGAACCUGGUUAUUAUAAUAAGUUAAUUUGAAAUUACUAUAGGAAAUUUAUAAA
Molecule: messenger RNA, 1343 nt
Organism: Solanum dulcamara
Lineage: Eukaryota; Viridiplantae; Streptophyta; Magnoliopsida; Solanales; Solanaceae
Exons: 10
Coding region: 30-1073 (347 amino acids)
Biological process (GO): secondary metabolic process
Cellular component (GO): cytoplasm
Molecular function (GO): carboxy-lyase activity; hydrolase activity
Source: RefSeq, a predicted model, not a curated record